Messenger RNA from Limanda limanda (common dab), 1630 nucleotides. RefSeq names its product prostaglandin reductase-3-like. Gene Ontology annotation, molecular function: oxidoreductase activity; zinc ion binding. The transcript has 2 exons. Lineage: Eukaryota; Metazoa; Chordata; Actinopteri; Pleuronectiformes; Pleuronectidae. The record is from RefSeq and is a predicted model, not a curated record. The coding region runs from base 290 to 1516 and encodes 408 amino acids. Gene Ontology annotation, cellular component: mitochondrion.
GGUCCGGGCUGUUCCGCUGUGCCGCUGUGCUGCUCACCGGGCUGCACCAGGGCGCCGUGCUAAUCCACAACACUCCGCUCCGUGCGUGUUGCGUUAAAUAGAGCCGCGGCGUGUAGGGUUUUUAUUAUUCGUAUUUACUACAUUGCGUUGGGAAGCCCGGCUCGGCUCGGCCCGGCCUGUAGCGCGGGUUAAUGGCAGCCGGGCUCACUGCUGCCUCCUCCUCUUCCUCCUCCUCCUCCUGCUCCGACGCCCGUCAAGUUGUCCGUGAACUUUGUCACAGAUCGCUGCCAUGUCCGGCCUGCUGCUCCUGCGGCUGCUGACCCGCGGCGGGAGGGCGCUGUCGCUGGGGGGGCGCGGGGCCGGCGGACUGGACCCACUUCCGGGAGUUCACCCGGCGGCGGCGCGGCGCUCCAUCGUGGACCUGUCCUACUCCCAGCCCUUCAUGGACUUCGCGGGAUCCUCCAUUCCCAGCAGCAUGAGGAAGCUGGUGGUCACGCAGCUCAGCUCCGACUUCCGAGAGGCCGUGCGUGUGCAGUGCGUGGCGGUUCCGACCCCGGGCGACGCGGAGCUGCUCGUCCGGAACCGUUUUGUGGGAAUCAAUGCCAGUGAUAUUAAUUACUCGGCGGGCCGUUACGACCCCUCGCUGAAGCCUCCUUUCGACGCCGGGUUCGAGGGGAUCGGUGAGGUUGUCGGCCUCGGCCUUAGCGCCAGCUCCCGUUACACCGUCGGAGACAACGUGGCCUAUUUCCGCAGUGGUGCCUUCGCUGAGUACACGGUGGUCCCUGCCAAGGAGUGCGUGCCCGUCCCUGCGGUGAAGCCAGAGUUCCUCACCCUGCUGCUCAGCGGUGCCACGGCCUACAUCGCCAUGAAGCGUCUGGGCGACCUGGCCGAAGGUGAGACGGUCCUGGUCACCGCGGCUGCAGGAGGCACCGGGCAGUUUGCCGUGCAGUUUGCCAAACAGGCCGGCUGCCACGUGAUCGGGACCUGCUCGUCCAAUGAGAAGGCCGGCUUUCUGAAGUCCAUCGGCUGUAACCGGCCAAUCAACUACACCACGGAAGACCUGGCCAAGACGCUUCGGAAAGAGUACCCAAAAGGUGUCAACGUGGUGUAUGAGUCAGUUGGAGGAAGUGUUUUAGAAGUCGCCGUGAACACUUUGGCCAACAAGGGUCGGCUCAUAGUGAUCGGCUUCAUCUCCGGGUACCAGACGCCAUCGGGUAUCCCACAGUUCAGAGGAGGAACACUGCCGGUCAAGCUGCUGCAGAAGUCGGCCAGCAUGCGGGGUUUCUUCCUGCCCCACUUCUACAGCGACUACAGGGAGGCUCUGAGUAGCAUGAUGCAGAUGUUUGCCAAUGGGAAGUUAGUGUGUGAAGUGGAUUAUGGGGAUCAGGCAGAGGGGGGGAGGUUUGUAGGCUUAGAGUCAGUCUUCCGGGCCGUGGACUACAUGUAUUCUGGGAAAAACCUGGGCAAAGUCGUGGUGGAAGUGGCACCGCCUGCUGUUAGUAAUAGCAAGCUGUGAUUUCCCAGAUUGUUAGUGCACCAAUGAAACCAUACUUGAUUACUGUGAUUUAGCACUUUAAUUAUUUUUGUAAGAUGAUUGAAAUGCCCAUUUAAAAUAAAGCUAUAUACAAUU